Armigeres subalbatus is the source of this 1059-nucleotide messenger RNA. RefSeq lists its product as uncharacterized. The transcript has 5 exons. The coding region runs from base 281 to 928 and encodes 215 amino acids. The record is from RefSeq and is a predicted model, not a curated record. NCBI's taxonomy places the organism in Eukaryota, Metazoa, Arthropoda, Insecta, Diptera, Culicidae.
UUGAUUUGUACACCUUUGUUCUAAUCUCAAACAAAAUCUGAAUCAAAUUAUCAAAAUCACAAAUCUCGCAAAACGUUCAUGUUACUAAACAAAACUUGUUUCGCAUAUGUGCCACAAAAAGACGUAUUAAGAAACACACCAACUGCUUCAUCGUGGAUUCACCACUGUCUGUUGGCUAACAGAAUUCAGAGAAUUGUUAUUUUCGCCAUUUCGAACCAGUUUCAUAUCUCUGCUCAUCGGUGAAGCCUCUAGUCCCCGCCCUCAAUCAGGAAGUGAAGAAAUGGUUGCAAUGUGGCUUUGCGCGUGGGUGCUCGUUAGUUUCAAAUUUUGGAUUAUCUUGGCAUUACCGGCCCAAAAGUAUUCGCCUGGAAUUCCAAUAAAGCCAACAGUGAAUCAGACUCCAGGAGAAAUCAGUGGAAUUAUAAGCGAAAGCUCAUCUGGCAGUGCUGUAGUUUCGAGUCAAACAUACACAGAGGCAGAACCAACUUUUCCCCCACCAAUAGCUGAUGGCACUCCAAUUGUGAUACAGUCCCAAGCGUCUCGGCCUUCGGCUACAACUCAGCAUGUACCCAAACGACAACAAGUCAUCCUGGACUCGGAUUCUUCUUAUUACCCUUCCCCCCAAUACGUUGGCCAAUCUCCGGUGGCCUAUGUAUAUCCCGAUGGGACUUACGCUUCAAAACCGUCAUCUCCGGUGCAAUCGGUCACACGAUUCGGCAAUGACUACCAUAGCUCGCCCGCUAGCAACUACGUUAUUUCCGGUCCUCCAGGCGAAUAUUACCCCCGCCCCAGUGGUCCAACUAGUUAUCUCUCCAGUUCAAUUAAUCGCCAUACAGUUAGUCAAGCUUUGGGAGCACUAGGGGCACUUGGAACCACGGGUAUUUUGGGAGCCGGUGCAUUAGGGGCAGGAGCGUUGUUAUUAGGAUAAUGGGAAAUAUGGCACGUAUUUUCUUGAAGAGGAGGAGUUCGUCACUGUAGCGCGUUGAAGUCUUCUAACAAACCCGGUACUGUGCUUCUAUCGUUGCUCUGUAUGCAGCCUAUUUUAGUUUUCUAAUAUUU